CAGAGAGACCCUGGUUCUUCUUGCUGUUCCUCUGAUGAAUGAUUUCCUCUCCCAUCACCGUAGAUGGAUUUCUAUGUCUUUCCAAAUAUCCGGAGGCGCUUCAUGUCCACUGAUGCUGUUGCUGUUUGCUCACUAAUGUUCUCAAACAAAUCUAUAUGGCCCUCACUGAAUAACUAGAUUUAUAUCUCAUUUAAUUACUCACAGAUGGACAGUCUGAAGGUAACUGGCUGCACAGGAUUUUAUUUAGAUGCACCAGAGUAAAUGGGGAAUAGAAUUAAAAUGCAGCAAACAUGUGAAAAAACAGAACACGUUAAAAAAAAAAAACACACACACACAUUUUCCUUCCAGAAUAUUCCAAAGUAUCAGUAAUAAACAUGAUGUAAACCAUCUCCUCCACCUGUGUGUUGGUGGAGCUCUUGGAGGCGGACUGCCUUACACGUCCCAUCAUCCAUCCAUCACUGCUCCCAUCCAAUCAGCUGCGGCCUGAUGGGACCUGCUGGAGAAGUGAAACUGUUUUUCUUCUCUCAUCCUUGGAUACCUUGAGAAGGGAGCGCACAUCUGCCUGUUUGCCGUGGCCGUGCCGCUUCUGGUACCCCGACCUGGGCCUGAUGGAGAACACCCGCUGCUUCGCGAACCGCUUCUCCGACUACAGAGGCGCGCUGCUGCCGGGCCAGAGCGCCGAGACCGUCCUCCCGGCGGUCGUUGCCAAAAUUGACAAAAUCCUAAAAAAGAUCCCGGUCGACAUCAGCGACUGCGAUGGAGGGCUGUACGACGGGCCGGCCGGAGUCGCUUACAUGCUGUACCACGCCAGCGAGUGUCCGCUGUUCUCCGAGCAGCGGGACGUCUACCUGAAGACGGCCAAGCAGAUCAUCGACGUGUCGGUGAGGUACGCGGACGCGGAGCCUGACCAAAACAUGCGAGCCGCCUUCCUGCUCGGCGGGGCGGGCAUCUACGCCGUGGCCGCGAUGAUAUACAAGUCCCUGGGCUUGGCGGAUUUCGUAAAGCCGCUGACCAAGUUUCGGAACCUGUGGGAGGUGUGUGCGCCCAUCAGUUUCCUGGAGUGCGGCUCGGACGAGCUGUUCGUGGGGAGGGCGGGCUACCUGUGCGCCGCUCUGGUCCUGAAGCAGAAGCUGGGCAUUGAGAUUCUGAGCAAAGAUCAGAUCAAAUCUAUUUGCCGAGCCAUCAUCGAGUCGGGAAAACAAUACGCCAGGAGGAAGAGGAAGCCUUUCCCUCUGAUGUAUUCAUACUACGGAACAGAAUAUCUUGGUGCGGCCCACGGCCUCUCUUCGGUGCUACAGAUGCUGCUCAGCUACCAGGAUGUCCUCAGCAGGGCGGAGAAGGACCUGGUGUGGCAGAGCGUCGACUUCCUCAUGACUCAGGAGCAGAACUGCAACUGGCCGGCAGAGCUGGGAGCAAUCAUAGAGAGGGAAAACGAGCUGGUGCACUGGUGCCACGGCGCCCCAGGCGUGGCGUAUCUUUUCGCAAAAGCCUAUCUGAUCAAUAAAAAGCCGCAGUACCUGGACACGUGUAUCCGCAGUGGGGAGCUCGUCUGGCAGAAAGGCCUGCUGAAGAAAGGACCUGGCAUUUGUCACGGGGUUGCAGGCAGCGCUUAUGUCUUCCUCCUGCUUUAUCGCCUCACAGGCAAUUCCAAAUACCUCUACCGUGCCCAAAGGUUUGCAGAGUUUAUCUUCACCGAGGAGUUUAAGGCGGGCUCUCUCUCGGUCACCAGCGUCUACAGCCUGUUCGAGGGCCUUUCCGGGACCGUUUGCUUCCUGGUCGACCUUCUGCAACCAGACCAGUCAGAGUUCCCUCUGUUCAGCGUAUUUGUGUGAACGGAUCCAGCGUAGCGCUGUUUCCUGACCAGAACAGAUGUUAUAAUUUUUUACAAUAGAUGGAGUAACAUACACUGUAAAACCAGGACAGUAUGUGAGAGGGUUUCAGUUGGAAUAAAAAAUCUGAUGCAGUGGAAGAGAAAGUUUUUGUUUUGUGUGGACGUACACCUUGCAGGCUUUAUCAGAAUCACCAGUAACGUUUUCCGUUUCAGUUUAGUCAGCUAAAACAAGGGCUCACAGCCACUUAAACCUGAGAUACGUAUUUAUAAGUCUCCUUUGGAUUUCCCUUAUCUACAGAGAUAAGCAUGUGCACCAUCGACAGCCUAAAGUAAAUGAAAUCACAACUAAGUCAUGCAUACGCUCAAAUAUUAAAAACAAAAAAAUAAAACAUGAGUCACAUAAUGCCUUUGAAGUUUACACCAGCUAAGCAUCACACAAUGCAGUUAGUCUUUAGGGACACAAUCUCUCAAUUUGCUGUUGUCAAAACCUUAAAUAUUUAAAGAAUAAAGAAGUGGUUCAAUGACACCAAGCUUUCAGCGUUACUGAUAAAUGUUAGGGGUACAGCUGGUAAAUGUUGAGAUUAAUAUUUGUUCAUUGUUGUAACAGUUUCCCUUUGUUCUGUUCCAGCUGUGUGGCUGCUGUUUUCGGUGUUUCCAGCUCUGUUAGCCACCGUGUUGAAACUGUAAGACGUUGUAAUUUGUUUCACCCUGUGGAAAAUGAAAACAAUCUGAUCUGGGCUGUAAUUCUGUGAUGAGAAAAGAACAAAAAGAAAAGUCUGGUUUUCUUCUUAUUUUCCUUCAUAGUGAAUUUCAGAAGUGACUUUUUUCCAACUGUGUAACCGUAAAUAAUUGAUGUCCUUUAAUUGUCAUAAUGUGGCCUUACAAAAAUCAUUAUCAUUAAGUCUAAAAAUACAAAUGGAAGAUGCUUUGGCCAGCAUUUAUUGUGUGAACAAGUGGAUCACCUUAUUUAAAAAAAAAAAAAAAAAAACGGCCUGUGAACAACAGCAAACCAAAGCAGUUUCUGACGCUACAUGUGCCUGUCGCUCCAUAUCUCUAAGCUACAUGAGUGAGUGAAUGUUGUUGCAAUUACAGUCCAAACUGUUCAAAACAUCCACAGGAUUAUUGUUAAGUGUCCAGAUCAGAAAAUAAAUGAACAAAAUGAGACGGAUGCUCUGCUUUAUUCUGGCAACACAUAAUCUUGAUCACAAUGACAUGCUGUAUAUGUGCUAAGGCGUAUAAAAGCUGGGUUUUGUCGAAAUACGUUUCUGUAAUGUUCACUGAAUAAAAAUGUGAAUGGCUCUUUAAAA
This is a messenger RNA of Poecilia reticulata (guppy), 3138 nucleotides long. Its product is annotated as lanC-like protein 3. Gene Ontology annotation, cellular component: plasma membrane. NCBI's taxonomy places the organism in Eukaryota, Metazoa, Chordata, Actinopteri, Cyprinodontiformes, Poeciliidae. The record is from RefSeq and is a predicted model, not a curated record. Gene Ontology annotation, biological process: peptide modification; carbohydrate metabolic process.